AUGUUCUCAAGACGGGCCGUCCAGGUAUUCGUCCUCCAUAUAGCUGGCCAAGAAGCACAUGCUAACCGCAUCCACCGCGCAGGCCCUUCGCAGCAAUGCCCUCUCCGCCGCCCACCAACCGUCGAUCGCCGCGCGAUGUAUGCCGAGACAACUAUCCAGAAGAGCAUGUGGAAGAGGUGUCGCUAACAUUCGGUCGAAGCAUAUGCGAGCGUCUCAUCAGACAUCUUCAAGCCUACCAAGUUUGGCGGCAAAUACACCGUCACUCUGAUCCCAGGUAUGCGCCUCAAAAGCAAAUAUACGGCUUGCUGGUGAAGUCGCAAGGCUGAGAAAAGUGACAUAGGUGACGGUAUCGGUGCGGAAGUCUCGGAGUCUGUCAAGACCAUCUUCAAGGCCGACAAUGUGCCCGUCGAAUGGGAGCAGGUCGACGUCUCCGGAAUGGAGACCGGCAGCAAGCACUCAGAGGAGCUCUUCCGCGAAUCGCUUGCAUCCCUCAAGCGCAACAAGCUCGGAUUGAAGGGUAUCCUGCACACUCCAGUCAGCCGCGCCGGCCACCAGUCUUUCAACGUCGCUCUCCGACAAGAGCUUGACAUCUACGCCAGCAUUGUCCUUAUCAAGAACAUCCCAGGCUACGAGACCCGACACAAGAACGUCGACCUCUGUAUCAUCCGUGAGAACACCGAGGGAGAGUACUCUGGUCUGGAACACCAGUCCGUCAGCGGUGUCGUCGAAUCGCUGAAGAUCAUCACUCGCACGAAGUCGGAGCGUAUCGCCAAGUUUGCUUUCUCCUUCGCUCUUGCGAACAACCGACGCAAGGUCACCUGCAUCCACAAGGCCAACAUUAUGAAGCUUGCUGACGGUCUGUUCCGCAACACUGUCCGCAAGGUCGCAGAGGAGUACCCAACCAUCGAGACAAACGACAUGAUCGUCGACAACGCCAGCAUGCAGUGUGUCAGCAAGCCACAGCAAUUUGAUGUUAUGGUCAUGCCCAACCUGUACGGCAGCAUCAUCUCCAACAUUGGCGCUGGUCUUGUCGGCGGUCCGGGUAUUGUACCGGGCUGUAACAUGGGCCGAGAAGUCGCCGUUUUCGAACCAGGUUGCCGUCACGUCGGUCUUGAUAUCCAGGGCAAGGACCAGGCCAACCCUAUAGCUUUGAUCCUUUCCGGAACCAUGAUGCUGAGACAUCUUGGCUUGGACGACCAUGCCAACCGCAUCAGCAAGGCGGUAUACGAUGUAAUCGCCGAGGGCAAGACUCGAACACGCGAUAUGGGCGGCUCGUCUAGCACCCACGAGUUCACCCGGGCCGUUUUGGACCACAUGGAGGCGCAAUAG
Molecule: messenger RNA, 1329 nt
Organism: Lecanosticta acicola
Lineage: Eukaryota; Fungi; Ascomycota; Dothideomycetes; Mycosphaerellales; Mycosphaerellaceae
Source: the annotation of a GenBank genome assembly